Messenger RNA from Uranotaenia lowii, 2052 nucleotides. RefSeq lists its product as uncharacterized. The record is from RefSeq and is a predicted model, not a curated record. NCBI's taxonomy places the organism in Eukaryota, Metazoa, Arthropoda, Insecta, Diptera, Culicidae. The transcript is spliced from 2 exons. The coding region runs from base 615 to 1091 and encodes 158 amino acids.
AAAGAUUCAAACUUUGGUUUUUUAUUCUAUUUAUGCAUUUAAAAAACAUUAUUUAUUAAUAUUAGUUACAUUAUUGAUUAGUCCUUAGUUGCAUUUUCAUCUUAUUCUGAAACUCUGCCAACACAAAGGCGCUUUUCAUGGCAGCUUUAAGAUGGAAUCUAUAACAUUAAAAAAAAGUGUAUUUUGUGUGUGGUUUGGAUGUUAUUAAUUACCUACCUCGUUUUACAUAAUGCAAUUCUGUAGUUUAUUUCAGGCAUAAGUCUGCCGAUUUUCUAAAUUUUUUAAGUAAAUUAUAACCUCGGUUUUCUGAUACUGUACAUGUGCUUGGUUCAUCCUGUGGAAGGAAAUCUGUAAGGUGAAAUAAACAUUAUUUGAGCUCUCGUCAUCAUAAAAUAUACCUAUAAAACACUCGAACAAGAUGAAGCUUCUGUAGACCUAUUAUCCUAAUAAAAAAAAUUAAAAAAAAAGACAAACCAAUCUCAACCGUUUAACUAAUCUUUACAUUUUUUCCCACCUAGAAGGAUCCCUCAGCAGCGUCUCCGGAGUCCUCGCAGCUGGAAAACGAUUUAGAACAUCCUCAAACAUUGAGCCUGAUCGACGACGAGGAAGAACCCAUGGCACCGAUACUGGUGGCCAAUCCGAUGCUGAGCUGCGCUGCGUCCCUUACGUUGCAAACAGAUGACGCUCCUCCUCCUUCUUCGCCGACCGCUUCCUAUCGUGAUGAGGACUUUCUGAUGACCGUUUCGCCCAGCUUGCUGACCCCCUCAGAUUUGGAGCUGUGGCGCGCCAUCCAGAAGGGUUUGAUCGACCCCAAGGCAAUUCCGGUUGAUUUAAGAGGCGGACUUUGUUCGCCGACGCCGAGCAAAUGCGGUGGCAAGGUGCCCAAAUCGAUGACAACUAGCCCAUCGGCUCAGCUUGCUCAGGAUUUGCUUAACGACCGCGCCGUUGGAGUUGGUGGCAAUCUGCUCACGGUGCUGGAUCCCGGAAUGACCAUCAGCGGUAUGAGAAUCGAUGACGAAGUGAUGACCGGUGGGCAGGAUUUCGAAAUGACCAUCCCAGCCAAUGAGAUUUUGCAGACAAAUCUCAUUUGAUUGACGGAGAAACUUUAAGCCCCUUUAUUAUAAUUCGAACAAUUUUGGCAAAAUCAUUUCACGAAAAAAGUUAAUUCUAAGCAUUUAAGGUUAAGAUUUAAAAAAUUCUUAAUGCUCGAACUAUUGUAAUGGAGUAUUUCAGAAAGGUUGUUUUUUAGUAGUCCAUAAAUUUACUUUAGAACCCAAUCCCGAUUCAACAUUAACAAAUGUCAUAACAAAGUACGAGCUCCUAGUGUCAUAAAGAAAUAUAUGUUGUUCUUCAUAGUUUUAUUACAAAAGUUUGGAUUUUGUGUUAUUAUCGAACUGUUUUUGAUUUUUUGUGAGGUUCAAGCUGUUUAUGUAGAAGUUAAUAUUUUUCAAAGGUGGUGGUACAACGCAUAUAUUUUUCCAAAAUUUUACUCCUUUUUAUUCAUAAAAUACCUUAGUAUAAGAACAGUAAUGUUGGAAGAAUAUGACCAACCGAUAUGUGCAGAAACUAGUACACCUCAGUUAAUCAGUAACAAGUCGCACGCUUUUUAAGUUCGAAACCAUACUUGACCAAAAGCAGAAAUGAUGUCAUAUCCCUUUAAUUGUUCUAAAAUGUAAACCAUUAUGUUAAUAUCCGUUUUAAAAAGUUAUAUCCGGUUAUCUUCAAACAAACAUUCAAAUGACGCAGAACAAACGUGCACAAAUGAGGCAUUGAUACAAAGUAGAUUAUAACACAAAUACUGCAGCUAGUAAGUAACAUUUAAAAAAAAACAUCAAUACAUUUCCACUCGUUUUAUUGCUUUGAUUUACUUCUGGUGUCUAGAUUUUUUUUAUUGAUAGGUAUAAUUUCAAAAGAAAAUAUUAUCUGAAUAUUGAAGUGUUGUAGUUUGUUUCCUUUUUCUUUCGUCAAUGUAACAAAUAUAUUUUCCCAUAUGAGGUACUAAAUGUUAGACGUCAGUGUUUUACGAAAAAUAAAUCUAAAACAAAAUCAAAA